CGGAUAAUCCGGCGACAUUCGAGAAGGCCGUUGCGAAAGCCCAGAUGGUGGAGCAGUUGGUAUUCGGGGUAUUGGACCUCAGAACCUGGCAUACUCGCUCCUACAUGCUUCAACUGCGGCAGAUCCGGACAUUAUUCUCGAGUUUGCCCUGCGCCACGCGCUAAUCGACGUCAGUCAGGUACAGGUUCUUUUUUCUCUCGUCCUCAGAGACGUUCUCGUACUUCUAAUUUUCUUCUUCUCGUAAAACCGAUCACGAUUUGCGACAGGCUCGUGAGCAAAUCAGUGCAUUUCGUUGCGCGAGAACCAAUCGGCUCUCGAGUAUUCCGACGCUAG
This is a messenger RNA of Haemonchus placei, 333 nucleotides long. The record is from the annotation of a GenBank genome assembly. Lineage: Eukaryota; Metazoa; Nematoda; Chromadorea; Rhabditida; Trichostrongylidae.